This is a messenger RNA of Lactuca sativa (garden lettuce), 1964 nucleotides long. Its product is annotated as cytochrome P450 81Q32. The record is from RefSeq and is a predicted model, not a curated record. Gene Ontology annotation, molecular function: oxidoreductase activity, acting on paired donors, with incorporation or reduction of molecular oxygen; heme binding; iron ion binding. Lineage: Eukaryota; Viridiplantae; Streptophyta; Magnoliopsida; Asterales; Asteraceae.
AAGAUGAGAAGUUGAUGUGGCUUUGAAAUUCACGUAUAAAAAAUAAGAGGUGUGUGAAAUGAAGAACAACCAUACCAUAUAGCUAGCUUUACAAUUAUUUAAGAGUUCUAGAUUUAUAAAUAACAUAAUAUUAAAUUUAAUAUGAAAAAGACCUGUCAAUUUUAGCUGUAAGUUGGUAUGAAAAAGCUUUGAAAUGAAAAAACGAAAAUAGAAAGAAAACCCAACAAACAUAGAAAGAAAAUCCAACAAUAAGCUUUUUUGACUUAAAGCAUGGGUGCUAAACUGGUGAUAAAAUAUAUAAAGGAAGAGGUGUGUGACAGUUCAACCCAGGAGAAAUGGGAGCGUUUUACUUUUAUUUCUCAUUAACAUUCUUAGCCAUUUCUGCCAUCACUAAUUACUUCCUCCGCAAAUUUCAAAACCUCCCACCAACGCCAUGGCUUCCUCCCCUACCCAUAAUCGGCCACCUCUACCUUCUAAAACGACCGCUCCACAAAUCCCUCGCUAAAAUCUCAGCAAGAUACGGCCCAGUCCAACUCCUGCAAAUUGGCUCACGUCGGGUGCUCGUCGUGUCCUCUCCCUCCGCCGCCGAAGAAUGUCUCACCAAGAACGAUAUCAUAUUCGCCAACCGCCCUCGGCAGCUUCUCGCAGGGAAGUACCUUGGCUACAACUACGACAGCCUCGUCUAUGCACCCUAUGGUGACCACUGGCGGAACCUCCGCCGUGUCACCACCCUAGAAAUCCUUUCAUCUCAUCGGCUUCGUGAGUUUGAACCCAUACGUGCUGAUGAAGUACGCCUCAUGAUACGAAAACUCUAUCGUUCUUGGUCUGGGGAGGCGGUUGAAGUGCAAGUCAACGCUAUGUUGGUUGACCUGACGCUCAACGCUGUCAUGAGGAUGGUUUCUGGUAAAAGGUAUUACUAUGGGAAAGAUGACAUAUUGACGGAUGAGGAGAAGGAGAAGGCACAUCGGUUUCAGGAGAUAGUGGAGGAGGUUUUUUGUGCGAUGAGUGUUUCACAUAUAGGAGAUUACUUGCCCAUAUUGAGGUGGUUAGGAGUAAGCAAACUGGAAAAGCAAUUGAUAGCUUUGCAAGCAAAGCGAGACUUGUUCAUGAAGGAGCUUGUUGAGGAGAUAAGAUGUAGCAUGAAGAAUAGUGGCAAGAGGAAUAUGAUUCAAGUGUUGCUAUCUUUGCAACAAACGGAACCAGAGUGCUACACCGAUGAAAUGAUUCGUAGCAUCAUGCUGACGAUACUAGCAGGAGGUACUCAUACAUCCAUAUGCACAUUGGAGUGGGCAAUGUCUCUUUUAGUGAACAAUCCAAGUGUUCUAAAGAAGGCACAUAAUGAGAUCGACAGUCAUGUCGGACAUGAUCGUUGUGUUGAGGAAUCAGACAUGGUUAACCUACCGUAUCUUGCAUGUAUAAUAAAGGAGACUUUGCGGAUGUACCCAGCUGGACCUCUGCUUCCUCAUGAGUCAUCAAAGGAUUGCAUGGUUAGCGGCUAUCAUGUCCCUCGUGGAACAAUGUUAUUAGUAAAUGCAUGGGGAAUACAGAAUGACCCAAACAUUUGGGGAGAUCCUGAAACAUUUAGGCCAGAGAGGUUUGAAGGGGUAGAAGUCUAUGGAGAUGGUUUCAAGUUAUUGCCAUUUGGAUUUGGAAGGAGAAGUUGUCCGGGAGAAAACAUGGCAAUGCGAAUGGUUGGAUUGGCAUUGGGGUCUCUUAUCCAGUGCUUCGAAUGGGGAAGAACAAGUAAGGCCAAGGUUGACAUGAAUGGAGGAACUGGAAUAGCUUUGGCAAAGACUAUACAUUUGGUUGCAAUGUGCCAACCACGUCCUAUAAUGUUGAAUCUACUAUCGCAGUUAUGAUUAUAUACCUUCUUAUCCGUGCGAUUGGGCCUAAUGAUUGAACAGUGAAAUUACACACAGGAUGUGAACCCUGGCACACAAAAAAUAUCAUUACUGUUUUUAUGA